This is a messenger RNA of Priapulus caudatus, 399 nucleotides long. RefSeq names its product ankyrin-3-like. Gene Ontology annotation, molecular function: transmembrane transporter binding. Gene Ontology annotation, cellular component: axon initial segment; membrane; synapse. The record is from RefSeq and is a predicted model, not a curated record. NCBI's taxonomy places the organism in Eukaryota, Metazoa, Priapulida, Priapulimorpha, Priapulimorphida, Priapulidae. Gene Ontology annotation, biological process: neuronal action potential; negative regulation of delayed rectifier potassium channel activity.
AGUGAUGGAAACGCAAGUUUCCUGCGUGCGGCACGGAGUGGUAACCUGGAGAAGGUGCUGGAAUACUUAAAAGGAAGCACCGACAUCAACACAAGCAACGCUAAUGGCCUGAACGCCCUUCACCUCGCCUCGAAGGAGGGUCACGUGAACGUUGUCACGGAGCUGCUGAAACGCGGAGCCAACGUCAACGCCGCCACCAAGAAGGGUAACACUGCGCUGCACAUAGCCUCUCUCGCCGGACAGGAGGAGGUCGUGAAGAUCCUCUCGCAGAACGGGGCGUCGGUGAACGUGCAAUCUCAGAAUGGCUUCACGCCUCUCUACAUGGCCUCGCAGGAGAACCACGACAAGGUGUGCAAGUUCCUGCUCGCCAACCAGGCCAACCAGAGCCUCACGACCGAG